Messenger RNA from Adineta ricciae, 1707 nucleotides. The record is from the annotation of a GenBank genome assembly. Lineage: Eukaryota; Metazoa; Rotifera; Eurotatoria; Adinetida; Adinetidae.
AUGUCAACAGAUAUAAUCUCCUACUUCGAUAGCUUACCGGUUGAACUUCUUUAUCACAUAUUAAAUUAUCUUGAUACAAAUACAAUCCUCCUUUCGUUUCGUUACGUUUGUUCGCGUUUUUAUCUUUUAUCAAAUGUUUAUAAUCAAUACCAAUUGAAUUUCUAUUCGUGUACAAAGUAUAAUUUCUACCGCUUUGCUCGUAUUAUCAAUCCCGUUCACAUUGUAUCGCUUGUCCUAUCGGAUGACGAUAGAACACCCGGUCAAAUCAAUCUGUUUCUUUCACUCUUUCAUCUAAACCAAUUUCAUGCGUUACGUUCGUUGACAUUGUUAGAAAUCGAAGAUUCGAACUUAAAUCUUAUCCUGAACGAUUUAUCACCGUUAACACUUCGAUCAUUAACGAUACAAUCUCGAACAUUUUUUACAUGGACAAAUCAAACGUUAGCAUGUCUUUCACCUGUUCUCGAACAAUCUAGUCUCAAACAGUUUACCUUAAGUAUAUGGUGCUUCGAAAUUUACGAUUUUAUAUGGCCCAAUCAAUGUCAUAUUGAACAUGUUCACAUCUCCAAUCGAAUAACCUUCGAACAGUAUUGUACCAUACUCGAACGAUGUUUAUCUUUGCGUACAUUCAUCAUCAAAGAUGUUCUUUGGAAUGACACCAACACGAUUAACGUGAAACAUUAUCGGCAAUUAAAAUCGUUGACAUUGGAAGAUAAUCGUAUGGAUAUAUUCAAAUUAGAACAAUUUCUUUCGUUAACUCCGUCGUUAACUUAUUUGAAAGUGAUUGGCAUGGCGUAUUUGAUGGAUAGUUAUCGUUGGGAGAAGAUCCUUCGAAUCAAACUUCCGCUUUUGGACAACUUCGAAUUCUUCUUUCAAUCAUGGAAAGAUAUUAGUUACGAUUUUUCCGAUAUUGAAUCAUUAAUUCGACCGUUUCAAACAUCCUUCUGGCUGGAAAAUAAACGGUGGGUUGUUAACUGUGAUUACAUAUUUAAUCCGAUCGAAGUUCUUCUUUAUUCAAUACCGAUUUGUAAAUCGUCGUUUCAAUAUCAUGAUCCAUCGAAUAAAAUUUCGUGUUCGAACUUUAUGGAUAUGUUCGUUGAUGAGGAUAUCAUGGAUAAUGUCACAGAUUUGCGAAUCAACUUAGUGAAAAGUUUCAACCAAGGAUGUUCAACGAAAAAAAACCAUUCAUUCCCAUCACCAGUGUUUCGCCAUGUAACAGAAUUAACAUUAGAUUUAAAUGAUAAAUGUGUAAUGUGUCCCACCCAAUCAUUAGCAAAUCUGCUCAAUCUUUCACAUAUAACUCAGCUGGCAUUAAACAUCAAUUAUGAUUUCUCAUCAGAUGUAAAUACAACGACUAAUUUAAAGAACAUCGUACAACACAUUUCCAACAUCCACACGUUGGAAAUUGCGAAUAAUCUAUCUACAAUCUAUUCCAAUAUAACUAUUGAAGAUAUUUGUUUAUUAAUUCCUUCAACUAUUGAACAUCUGAAGAUUACAGUGAAGAAUAUCACAGAUAUGAAAACCAUUAUCGAUCGAUUCGAACAUCUGUCCAGUAUUACAUUUCGCUUUUCGUUCUAUAAAUCGAUUCCAUCGGCGAAGAUUAUUGAAUCGUUUUUGAAUAUCAAAAAAGAUUUGACAUAUAGGAAAGACGACUGUUCGAUUCGAGUAUGGUUGAACCGAUAUUUAACGAAGAAAUUGCUAUACGUAUGA